AUGCCUAAAAAACGCGAAGCCGUCUCCGAAGAAUCUUUCGAAAAACCAAAGGACAUUGAUCAAGAAGGCGAAGAACAGUACGAUGAGGAGAUAACUGAACAAGUUUUCUUACUGAUAUCAGAACUCGAG
Molecule: messenger RNA, 129 nt
Organism: Acaulospora morrowiae
Lineage: Eukaryota; Fungi; Glomeromycota; Glomeromycetes; Diversisporales; Acaulosporaceae
Source: the annotation of a GenBank genome assembly